AUUUCCUUAAAUAGUACCAAAGGAAAGAGGAUGGAACCAGGAAAUACUGCCAAGGAAACAGUCCUCAUUACUGGAGGAGGUGGUUAUUUUGGCUUCCGUUUAGGUUGUGCCAUAUACCAAAAGGGAGUGGAUGUGAUUCUCUUUGAUGUUGUGAAGCCACUUCAAUCCGUGCCAGAGGGAAUAAAGUUCAUGCAAGGGGAUGUCUGUUCCUUGUCUGAAGUGGAAGAGGCUCUUAGAGAUGUAAUCUGCGUAUUCCAUGUCGCUUCCUAUGGAAUGUCUGGCAGGGAGCAGCUGAACCGAAAACUUAUAGAAGAUGUGAAUGUGAAAGGAACAGAAAAUGUCAUCCAAGCCUGCAAGAGCACAGGAGUGUCGAGUCUGGUUUAUACAAGUACAUAUAAUGUGAUAUUUGGAGGCCAGAUUAUAGAAAAUGGGGACGAAUCUCUGCCUUAUCUACCUCUUCACCUUCAUCCAGAUCACUACUCCCGGACCAAAUCUUUAGCUGAAAUGAAGGUGCUGGAAGCAAAUGGUGCUGAGCUUGGAAAUGGGAAAGGUGUAUUAAGGACUUGUGCUCUCCGACCAGCAGGUAUCUAUGGGCCUGGAGAACAAAGACAUCUUCCUAGAAUAGUUAGUUACAUUGAAAGGGGACUGUUUAAAUUUGUAUAUGGAGAUCCUCUUAGUUUAGUAGAAUUUGUACAUGUAGACAAUCUAGUUCAGGCUCAUAUCCUUGCCUCCAAGGCCCUCAAAGCCAACAAAAAGCACAUAGCUGCAGGCCAAGCCUAUUUUAUUUCAGAUGGCAGGCCUGUAAAUAACUUUGAAUUUUUCCGACCAUUAGUGGAAGGUUUGGGUUACAAAUUCCCAACCUGUCGUCUUCCUCUCUCCCUUGUCUAUUCUUUUGCAUUCCUUACUGAAGUAGUUCAUUUUCUUAUAGGUCACAUUUAUAAUUUUCAGCCUCUCCUCACUUGCACAGAGGUUUACAAAACUGGUGUCACGCAUUAUUUUAGCAUGGAGAAGGCUAGAAAGGAGCUGGGGUAUGAGCCUCAGCAGUAUAGCCUGAAUGAAGUGGUUGAGUGGUUUAGAGCUCAGGGAUGUGGACCAAAGCCAAGAAAGUAUACUGUUAUGCAUCUUGUUAGGGAUGGAGGAUUGCUCUUGCUGCUGAUUACUGUGAUGGUCUCAUGGUUUCCAUCUGCAGUUACAUUUCCACUCUGAAAGGUGAAACACUGAGUACAGAGAACAGAAUUUAGUUACAUUCUCUGAGUACUCUUGGUUUUGACAGACAGGUAAUAAAAAAUA
Pelecanus crispus (Dalmatian pelican) is the source of this 1290-nucleotide messenger RNA. It is a transcript of the gene SDR42E1, whose product is annotated as short chain dehydrogenase/reductase family 42E, member 1. NCBI's taxonomy places the organism in Eukaryota, Metazoa, Chordata, Aves, Pelecaniformes, Pelecanidae. Gene Ontology annotation, biological process: steroid biosynthetic process. The record is from RefSeq and is a predicted model, not a curated record. Gene Ontology annotation, molecular function: oxidoreductase activity, acting on the CH-OH group of donors, NAD or NADP as acceptor.